CCCUUUCAGCUUCUCACUGCCGUCCGAGGGGACCGAGAGGAUGUCUGGGGCCCUGCCUGAGGAGCAGGCCGCCGCCGCCGCCACCGCCGGUGACAUGGACGAGGCGGCCGGCCGCUUCCAGGUGCAGAAGCACUCGUGGGACGGCCUCCGGGGCAUCAUCCACGGCAGCCGCAAGUACUCGGGCCUCAUCGUCAACAAGGCCCCGCACGACUUCCAGUUUGUACAGAAGACGGACGAAGCCGGCCCCCACUCCCACCGCCUUUACUACCUAGGUAUGCCUUAUGGCAGCCGGGAGAACUCGCUCCUCUACUCUGAGAUCCCCAAGAAGGUCCGCAAGGAGGCCCUGCUGCUGCUGUCCUGGAAGCAGAUGCUGGACCACUUCCAGGCCACGCCGCACCACGGGGUGUAUUCACGGGAGGAGGAGCUGCUCCGAGAGCGGAAGCGCCUGGGCGUGUUUGGCAUCACCUCCUACGACUUCCACAGCGCCAGCGGCCUCUUCCUCUUCCAGGCCAGCAACAGCCUCUUCCACUGCCGCGAUGGGGGCAAGAACGGCUUCAUGGUGUCCCCCAUGAAGCCACUGGAGAUCAAGACCCAGUGCUCAGGGCCCCGGAUGGACCCCAAAAUCUGCCCCGCCGACCCCGCCUUCUUCUCCUUCAUCAACAACAGCGACCUGUGGGUGGCCAACAUUGAGACGGGAGAGGAGCGGCGCCUCACCUUCUGCCACCGGGGAUCAUCCAGUGUCCUGGAUGACCCCAAGUCGGCCGGCGUGGCCACCUUCGUCAUCCAGGAGGAGUUUGAUCGCUUCACGGGGUGCUGGUGGUGCCCCACAGCCUCCUGGGAAGGCUCUGAAGGCCUGAAGACACUGCGCAUCCUGUAUGAAGAGGUGGACGAAUCUGAGGUGGAGGUCAUCCAUGUCCCCUCGCCGGCCCUGGAAGAGAGGAAGACCGACUCCUACCGAUACCCCAGGACAGGCAGCAAGAAUCCGAAGAUCGCCUUGAAGCUGGCCGAGUUCCAGACAGACAAUCAGGGCAAGAUUGUCGCGGCCCAAGAGAAGGAGCUGGUGCAGCCCUUCAGCUCCCUCUUCCCUGCGGUGGAGUACAUUGCCAGGGCUGGGUGGACACGUGACGGCAAGUACGCCUGGGCCAUGUUCCUGGACCGACCCCAGCAGCGGCUCCAGCUGGUGCUCCUGCCCCCGGCCCUGUUCAUCCCGACCCCCGAGAGCGAGGCACAGCGGCUGGCCUUCGCCAGGGCCGUCCCAAAGGACGUCCAGCCCCACGUAGUAUACGAAGAGGUCACCAACGUCUGGAUCAACGUGCACGACAUCUUCUACCCCUUCCCGCAGGCGGACGGCCAGGAGGAAUUCUGCUUCCUCCGUGCCAAUGAGUGCAAGACCGGCUUCUGCCACCUGUACAAAGUGACCGUUCUCCUCAGGGCCAAUGGCUACGACUGGACUGAGCCGCUCAGCCCCCGGGAAGAUGAAUUCAAAUGUCCCAUCAAGGAGGAGAUUGCGCUGACCAGUGGCGAGUGGGAGGUCCUGGCCAGGCACGGCUCCAAGAUCUGGGUCAAUGAGGAGACCAAGCUGGUGUACUUCCAAGGCACCAAGGACACACCGCUGGAGCACCACCUCUACGUGGUCAGCUACGAGUCCGCCGGCGAGAUCGUGCGCCUCACCACACCCGGCUUCUCCCACAGCUGCUCCAUGAGCCAGAACUUCGACAUGUUCGUCAGCCACUACAGCAGCGUGAGCACGCCGCCCUGCGUGCACGUGUACAAGCUGAGCGGCCCGGACGACGACCCGCUGCACAAGCAGCCGCGCUUCUGGGCCAGCAUGAUGGAGGCGGCCAGCUGCCCCCCGGAUUAUGUGCCUCCAGAAAUUUUCCAUUUCCACACACGAUCAGAUGUGCGGCUCUAUGGCAUGAUCUACAAACCACACGCCCUGCAGCCAGGGAAGAAGCACCCUACCGUGCUCUUUGUGUACGGGGGCCCGCAGGUACAGCUUGUGAACAACUCCUUCAAAGGAAUCAAGUAUCUGCGGCUCAACACGCUGGCAUCACUAGGGUACGCCGUGGUGGUGAUCGAUGGCCGGGGCUCGUGUCAGAGAGGGCUUCGCUUUGAGGGGGCCCUGAAAAACCAGAUGGGCCAGGUGGAGAUCGAAGACCAGGUGGAGGGCUUGCAGUUCGUGGCGCAGAAGUACGGCUUCAUAGACAUGAGCCGCGUCGCCAUCCACGGCUGGUCCUACGGAGGCUUCCUCUCGCUCAUGGGGCUCAUCCACAAACCCCAGGUGUUCAAGGUGGCCAUCGCGGGCGCCCCAGUCACAGUGUGGAUGGCCUAUGACACAGGGUACACAGAGCGCUACAUGGACGUCCCCGAAAACAACCAGCAGGGCUACGAGGCGGGCUCUGUGGCCCUGCACGUGGAGAAGCUGCCCAACGAGCCCAACCGGCUGCUCAUCCUCCACGGCUUCCUCGAUGAGAAUGUGCACUUUUUCCACACCAACUUCCUCGUGUCCCAGCUCAUCCGGGCGGGGAAGCCCUACCAGCUCCAGAUCUACCCCAAUGAGAGACACAGCAUUCGCUGCCCCGAGUCGGGAGAACACUAUGAAGUCACACUGCUGUACUUUCUACAAGAGCACCUCUGAGCCCCCGCCUGGGAGCCCCCACCCCA
Molecule: messenger RNA, 2664 nt
Organism: Dipodomys ordii (Ord's kangaroo rat)
Lineage: Eukaryota; Metazoa; Chordata; Mammalia; Rodentia; Heteromyidae
Gene: Dpp9
Product: dipeptidyl-peptidase 9
Exons: 19
Coding region: 41-2638 (865 amino acids)
Biological process (GO): proteolysis
Molecular function (GO): serine-type peptidase activity; dipeptidyl-peptidase activity
Source: RefSeq, a predicted model, not a curated record